CUUUGAAAUUAAUCCACAACUCUUCAUGACUUGGAUAACCAGAGAGCAAUUGCGGAUUGGAAGCGACUGGACUGGACUCUACGAGAGCCCUGCGAAGAUGAAUUGAAUGCUACUUGCUUAACGAAAUGGCUAACCAUUUCAACGCUUUUGUCUCUCUCUUUCUGGGUCUCACAUUUCCCUGCUCUUGUUCGACAAAAGAAUCGAGCUUUCAUGUAUAAAGCAGACCACUGUCAACGUAUGUUUUCCCUUUUGUCUGUUUAGCUUUGCUCUUUCUUGAUUUCUUGAUUCCUUGAUUCAGUUGUAUCUUUAAUGUUCUUAGAUGCCAUCCUUUAUUUUUUACAUUCUCUUCAUAGCAAUACAACUCCGUUUUCUUAGUAAAGUCGAGUAUUAGGAAAACCUAGGCGUUUUAAUUCCUCUGCUCUGUCAAUACAUAGCCUGAUAUCUUUUUCAUUCACGGAAUUCUUUACCUCUAGAACAGCACGGUUAGGUCUCUGUGGCUCUGUAAUUGUUUUCUACUCAUGGCAACUUUGGUAAAUUCAGUAUCUCCUUUAACCAACCCAUUCCCCGAGGCAGCAAGAAUAGCUUGUGGAUUCUUUUCCCAUAUACCAAAUCUCCAUUCAUUCUCUCUUAACAAAGGAUUUACUAAGGUUUUAGCAUCUACCCAGAUCACAAUUUCCCCCAAAGACUCUGUUGUCUCACUACCCAAUUGGAGAUCCGGUAAGAAUGAUCAUAGAAGUAGAGAAAUUAGGCUGAAUGAUGCAUAUUUCCAUCUGGAAUAUGUGGUUAAGAAGGGACAAAAGCCUGAUGUUGUUCAAGCAACACAGUUGUUGUAUGAUUUGUGCAAGGCAAAUAAGUUGAAGAAGGCGAUAAAAGUGAUGGAAAUGAUGAUUGGGUCUGGUAUGAUUCCUGAUGCUGCUUCUUAUACUUUCUUGGUGAACCAUUUGUGUAAAAGGGGGAACGUAGGGCAUGCAAUGCAGUUAGUGGAGAAAAUGGAAGAAUAUGGUUAUCCAACCAAUACCGUUACCUACAAUUCUCUUGUUAGAGGGCUUUGCAUGCAUGGAAACUUAAAUAAAAGCUUGCAAAUUCUGGAUAGAUUAAUGCAAAAGGGGUUGGUCCCAAAUGCUUUCACUUAUUCAUCUUUGCUGGAAGCAACUUAUAAGGAAAGAGGGGUAAAUGAAGCAAUGAGGCUUUUAGAUGAGAUUAUCACUAAGGGUGGGCAGCCUAAUUUGGUUAGUUACAAUGUUCUCUUAACUGGAUUGUGCAAGGAAGGUAGAAUUGAAGAGGCAAUUCAGUUCUUCAGGGAUUUGCCAUCUAAGGGGUUUAAUCCAAAUGUUGUGAGCUAUAAUAUUAUACUGCGGAGUCUCUGUUAUGAGGGACGAUGGGAGGAGGCAAAUGAGCUUCUAGCUGAAAUGGAUGGUGAUGAACGCUCUCCAUCCAUAGUUACCUAUAAUAUACUAAUUGGUUCCCUCGCCUUUCAUGGCAGGACAGAACAGGCCCUUCAGGUUGUUGAUGAAAUGAUGAAUGGACCAUUUAAGCCUACUGCUACAAGCUAUAAUCCAAUAAUUGCUCGCCUUUGUGAAGAGGGGAAGGUAGAUAUUGUGGUUAAGUGCCUUGACCAAAUGAUUUUUAAUCGCUGUAAUCCUAAUGAGGGAACAUUCAAUGCCAUUGCUGUGCUGUGCAAGCAGGGAAAGGUGCAAGAAGCUUUCUCCUUAAUCCAAAGCUUGGGCAAUAAACAAAAUUUCUCCAUCCACGAAUUCUACAAAGGUGUGAUCUCAUGCUUGAGUAGAAAGGGGAACACGUAUCCAGCAUUUCAGCUUUUGUAUGAGAUGACUAAGUAUGGAUUUACUCCUGAUUCUUACACUCAUUCAUCUCUGAUUAGGGGGUUGUGCAUUGAAGGAAUGUUAUAUGAAGCUAUGGAGAUAUUCAAGUUAUUGGAAGAAGAUCAUUAUAGGCCUGAUGUUGACAAUUUCAAUGCUCUUAUACUAGGAUUCUGUAAAUCUCACAGAACAGACUUGUCCCUGGAAGUUUUUGAGAUGAUGAUUGAGAAGGGGUACAUGCCUAGUGAAACAACUUAUGCUAUUAUCGUAGAAGGAAUUAUCCAUGAAGAAGAAAAGGGAUUGGCAGCAGAAGUUUUAAAAGAGUUGCAUCUGAAACAAGUGAUGAGUCAAAAUACAGUUGAACGACUUUGUAUGCAAUAUGACCUUGAAGGUGUACCAGUUUGAGACCAUGUGCAUUUGCCAGUAUACAAAGAAUAACCAUGAUGAUCAUAGAUUGAGGAUCCUAACUGGAAUUCCUCUUUAUAUUGCGACUCGUCAGACUGAGAGGCAUGCAAAAUAAGGAAAGUUUUGGACUGAUGAUCAAGGAGUGGCUUCACUGCAACAUCUGAAAUUUAUUCAAAAUUUCCUAAGGUCAGGAUGGGGAUGAUACAAGAUUUCUGUUUGCUUCAGUUUUAUAGGUUGGCUGACUAUCGUGUGGAGAGCUUGGCUCUCAAAUGUAAUCUGUGGCAUAAAUUGAUAGAUUUUGCAUUCUCAAAUGUGAUUUGCUGUGACAUAUAAUUUAUUAGUUUUAAUAUCUUAAAUGAUUUGCAACACAUCAUUC
Messenger RNA from Manihot esculenta (cassava), 2598 nucleotides. Its product is annotated as pentatricopeptide repeat-containing protein At1g79080, chloroplastic. Lineage: Eukaryota; Viridiplantae; Streptophyta; Magnoliopsida; Malpighiales; Euphorbiaceae. Bases 519 to 2222 code for a protein of 567 amino acids. The record is from RefSeq and is a predicted model, not a curated record. Gene Ontology annotation, molecular function: protein binding. The transcript has a single exon.